This is a messenger RNA of Myxocyprinus asiaticus (Chinese sucker), 1467 nucleotides long. Its product is annotated as somatostatin receptor type 5-like. Bases 1 to 1209 code for a protein of 402 amino acids. Gene Ontology annotation, cellular component: neuron projection; membrane. The record is from RefSeq and is a predicted model, not a curated record. Lineage: Eukaryota; Metazoa; Chordata; Actinopteri; Cypriniformes; Catostomidae. The transcript has 2 exons. Gene Ontology annotation, molecular function: somatostatin receptor activity; neuropeptide binding. Gene Ontology annotation, biological process: regulation of insulin secretion; cellular response to glucocorticoid stimulus; neuropeptide signaling pathway.
AUGGAGUCAUUCAACCAAUCUGGGCUGAUGGGACCCAUCCCAGGAGAUUAUAACUCCUCCACUGAAUUGGGAUUUUCAGGAACUUCCACCCCUUUUGGGAAUUAUUCUGCCAAUGUGUCAGGUCAAAGUAUGCCAUUCCAAGGAAGCAGCACCAUGGUUACCGCAGUGAUAUCAUUUACCGUGUUCAUCGUUGGACUUACUGGCAACACUUUAGCUAUUUACGUGGUUUUACGUUACGCCAAGAUGAAAACUAUUACGAACAUCUACAUUUUGAAUCUGGCCAUCGCGGAUGAGCUCUAUAUUUUGGGCCUACCUUUUCUAACGACACAAAACGUACUCUCCUAUUGGCCGUUCGGCUCCUUCCUGUGUCGCGUUGUCAUGACGGCAGACUCACUAAACCAGUUCACAAGCAUCUUUUGUUUGACUGUGAUGAGCAUUGACCGCUAUUUAGCAGUUGUACAUCCUAUUCGCUCCACUAGAUGGCGCCGGCCACGGGUAGCUAAAGUAGUUAGCGCUGCAGUUUGGGCAUUUUCGUUUGUCGUUGUUCUUCCCGUGGUGAUAUUCUCAGAUGUUCAGGACAUGUUUCAAUCGUGUAAUAUGAUUUGGCCCGAACCACAUGACGUUUGGUCAACGGCGUUUAUCCUCUACACUGCGACGCUCGGAUUCUUUGGCCCCCUGCUGGUCAUCUGCAUGUGUUACCUUCUCAUCGUAGUCAAGGUGAAGUCGUCUGGUGCCAGGGCCGGAUUUACAAAACGCCGGCGUUCAGAACGGAAGGUGACGCGCAUGGUGGUGGUUAUCGUGGUGGUGUUUGUGCUUUGCUGGCUGCCGUUCUACAUCAUCAACAUCGUAAACCUGGUAUUCAUACUCCCGGAGAACAGCGUAAUGGCUGGGGUGUAUUUUUUUGCUGUCAUCCUGUCGUACGCCAACAGCUGCGCGAAUCCACUGCUCUACGGGUUUCUGUCCGACAACUUCAAGCAGAGUUUUCGAAAGGUCCUAUGUGUGCGGAAGGCCAAUGGCGUGGAGGAUGGAGAUCCCAGUGUACCACGAACGGAAAAAACGACAACUCAUGACUCGUUUCUGACACCUCGGAACAAUGACUUCAAUGGACAUGCUCAGAGCAGCCAGGAUCUGCAGUUAGAGUCAUGCAUGAGCUCAUCUGAGAAGCCACAGUCUCCAAAACCGCACAUCAUUGACCAGUCCACUAUCUAAACGCUCAUUUUCAUCCUUAUUUCAUCUCCUUUCCUGUUGUCUAUUCUCUCUCAUCUCUUUCAAUCUGUCUGUCUGUUCGUCUGUCCUUCUUUCAUUGGCUUCCUUCGGAAGGUGUGGCCUCAGUCUCAAGCCAUGCCCCCAAACAUGCCGGUGACUCCGCCCUCCCGUGCAGCAGAGCUCAGCCUCCAGCCGGUGCCCUCUGUUGCCACGCCCAGCUCCAGCCGUGACCUGUGACCCCGCCGGGUCGUGAGAGCCGAU